Messenger RNA from Paramecium sonneborni, 444 nucleotides. Lineage: Eukaryota; Ciliophora; Oligohymenophorea; Peniculida; Parameciidae. The record is from the annotation of a GenBank genome assembly.
AUGAGUAGAGAUACAGUAAUGUUGAAAAUGAAUUUAGAGUUAUUGAAUGAGAAGGAGAAAAAAUAAUUAAAUUUGAUAGAGAAAUAUGCAAAAAAUUAGAGAUAGACAACAAAAAAGUAAAAAGAGUAAUAUGUGAAGGAAUUGGAUAAACAAUUAGUUAAGUUGAUAUAAAAUUUAACAAUAAAAGAAAAUACUUUGAAGAUUAUAAUGAGGUAAAAAAGAAGAGGAAAAAGUGAUAGUUAGAUAAGGAUGAUAAGGAUUUAUAAUAUAAUGAUGAAAAUAUAAAAGGAUAUUUAAUAGUUGAUUAGGAGAAUAUAAGAAAAGAAUAGAAGCAUUUAAAUAAAAAGAGAUGAAGAUUUGGGUAGAGAAAAGAAAGAAGAAGAAGAAAGGAUUACCCUGAAAUAAAUUAUAUAUAUUUUUUAAUAUUUGAAUAUGGUUUAUUGA